AUGAGCAGCAGGCGGUUGCUCUUCAAGAAGCACUCCAGCCUCGGGAUUGACAGGGAUGGCGAGUCGGAGAAGAGCUCCAGCAGCCCGCAGAUCUCCGCCGCUUUGGAGGUCGAGGCGGUGGUGGGCCGCAAGAACAGUUUGACGAUGAGCCAGAAGAAUGUCCUGACCGAGUUCGCCAACAUGUGGCAGGACGUUGAGAUUCGCUUCGACACGGCCAAGAACGCCCUCUCGCUCCUGCCGGGCGAGGCGGGGCUCGCGACCCUGCACGACGUCCAGGACGCCAAGUGCCAGACGACCACGCCGGGCAUCCUCCUCGUCACGAACCUGCGCAUCGUGUGGGUGGACAAGUCCAAGUCGAAGGCGCUGAACCUCUCGAUCGGCCUGGGCACCGUCCUGGGCGUCAAGAUGGAUGAGAAGGCCUCGCGGACGGGCGGCGAGACGACGCGCGUGGAGCUCCUGUGCCGCUUCAACCAGUCCAAGUACCACUUCAUCUUCCUCUCGUCCAACCCCGACUCCCGCCGCAACUUCGCGCAAGUGCGCCGCUCCUGGAAGGCGUACGGCGCGUCCAAGGCGCACCGGGAGCUGCGCCUGCGCGCCAACGUGGUCGAGGCCGGCGAGCUCGUCGCGCUGCCGAAGGAGUCGGUCGUGGACUGGGUCCCCGGCGUGAUGAACCUCGCCAACGACCAGGGCAACCUGGGCUCCUUCAUCGUGACCAACCUGCGCGUGAUCUGGUUCGCGCAGCACAACGAGUCGUUCAACGUGUCCAUGCCGUACAUCACGCUGCUCUCCGUGCGCGUGCGCUCCUCCAAGUUCGGCCAGGCGCUGGUCCUCGAGGCCACCCCGCGCGGCGGCGGGUACCUCCUCGGGUUCCGCAUCGAGCCCGACACGCGCCUGAUGAAGGUCUUCGAGCAGAUCCGCAUGGUGUGGAAGAACGCGCUCAACGGGCCCAACCUCGGCACGUCCACCGCGCUCUCCCAGAUCGAGCAGGACGCCGCCACGCGCGAGAUCGAGGGCGUCAUCGAGGACGUCGAGAUCGUCGACUCCGAGGAGGCGCACGACACGCUGCUCGCCUACAUCCUCGACCCGGGCAGCUCCGCGAGCCGCGUGCCCGUGCUCAGCCGGGAGCUCGGCGUCGCCAUCGAGCCCCUCAAGGCCAGCGUGACGCUGGAGGACCUGUGGAGCGUGGUGUAG
This is a messenger RNA of Pedinophyceae sp. YPF-701, 1191 nucleotides long. NCBI's taxonomy places the organism in Eukaryota, Viridiplantae, Chlorophyta, Pedinophyceae. The record is from the annotation of a GenBank genome assembly.